Striga asiatica is the source of this 1418-nucleotide messenger RNA. The record is from the annotation of a GenBank genome assembly. NCBI's taxonomy places the organism in Eukaryota, Viridiplantae, Streptophyta, Magnoliopsida, Lamiales, Orobanchaceae.
AAAUCACCAACGACGGGCAGAAACAAAAUGAUAGCACCACCAACUCAACGGAGACGCAGAGUGAGGAGAAGAAGGGGUCCGCUGCCGCCGGAAAGGAAUCCACUAGCACCUCUAGCGGCCGCCCCUCCUAGCGUUAAACUUGUUAACCGUUGAGCGAUAUCCUUGCGAGAAAUUGUAUUCGGGCCGAAAUUCAGACGGGCCCCCAUCAGUAAACCGAAGCUUGGAGAAUCCCUGAUUUCAUGCCGUCUCCCUACAAUCGCUGGAGCAUAAGUAUUUUGGAUUUUGCAGUUUCUGACAAUUGCCUGCUUCUUUUUCUCCAUUAAAAGAUUAGAAAGAAGAAAUUUUGCGCUGUGGGAAGUGAAGAAAAUGGAUGCUGACCCGCGGCAGUAUGAGAACAUUGGCUUGAAUGAUAAUGACAUCAACAAGAUUAUUAUCUCAUAUCUUGUGCACAGUUGCUACAAAGACACACUGGAUGCAUUUGUUGCAUGUACUGGAGAAAAGCAUCCCGUUAGUAAUCUGGAGGAUAUGGAGAAAAGGAAGCGAAUAUACCAUGAGGCAUUGAAGGGGAAUGUGUCCGAGGCCAUCCAGUUGACAGAAGAAUUUGCCCCUGGUUUGUUGGAUGAGGAUAAAGCUUUGCAUUUUGACCUCUUGAGCCUUCAAUUUGUUGGGAUUGUGUGCUCUAGGAAACUUGAUGAGGCUUUAAAUUUUGCUCAGUCCAAAUUGAAUCCCUUUGGGAAAGAGCAGAGAUUUGUGGAGCAGCUUAAAGACUGUGUUGGUCUUCUUGCAUAUGAAGAACCAGAAAAGUCCCCGAUGUUCCAUCUUCUAAGCCCAGAACAUAGACAGCACAUUGCAGACAGUUUAAACAGAGCGAUUCUUGCACACAGUAAGCUUCCCAGCUACUCAGCAAUGGAAAUGCUAAUACAGCAGACAACUGUUGUUGGACACUACUUAAGUCAUGAAUUCAGCAAGGACGGGCAUCAUCACCAACCUUUCUCUUUAAAAGAUUUUCUCAAGAGCUGAGCCUUCUGGAUUUCUUGAAGCAACUGUUCAGAUGUGUGACAUUUGUGGCGUUGAGGUGUUGGUGGCACGUUAAACUUCUCUUAUGAUUAUUUAUCUAUAGUGCACAUAGUACUUUAUUAAGUCGCAUCAGUCAUGAGUGAAGUUUGUAACUAUCCGGGAAUUUCGAGUCGAGCCGCAUAUUCCAGGAUUUUAAUAUAGCGUUAAUGUGUUUCUACGUGUUUGAGGUGUAAAGUCGUAGUAUCGUAGAGAUUGAGUGCUGAGUUUUAUUCUUGUGAAGAGGCUCUCCUGAGGGUUAUCAGUUUAUGUAAAUGUUUUAGGGUGAGACUUUUUUAGGAGAGAACCUUAUCAGCCUCAUGAUCGUCUACUAUGUAUAAUACUAUGUAUAAUACCAAAUGUAA